This is a messenger RNA of Cyprinodon variegatus (sheepshead minnow), 843 nucleotides long. It is a transcript of the gene txn2, whose product is annotated as thioredoxin 2. The record is from RefSeq and is a predicted model, not a curated record. Gene Ontology annotation, cellular component: mitochondrion. The transcript has 4 exons. Bases 87 to 599 code for a protein of 170 amino acids. Lineage: Eukaryota; Metazoa; Chordata; Actinopteri; Cyprinodontiformes; Cyprinodontidae. Gene Ontology annotation, molecular function: protein-disulfide reductase activity. Gene Ontology annotation, biological process: cell redox homeostasis.
CAGGAAGAAGAGAGAGCAGAAGAAGCUGAGAACGGAAGCACUUCACUGGUCCGUGAGGCCAGGUUCAGCGGUUACCAAACAUCAAGAUGGCACACCGGUUCCUACUGCGCAGAAUCUGGACCUUCUCCGUCAAAGAUGUCCGCUGCCUCCCAUCAUCCACUGCCACCGUCUCCUGCUCUUCUUUUUCCACCUCUCUUCAUUCUGCCCCGAUCCGGGUGUCCUUCCUCGCCCAGUCACGAAGCCUCGCCGUUUCCCAUCCCCCUCGCCGAGCGGUCUCCUUCAACGUUCAGGACCAGGAGGACUUCACAGAGAGGGUCAUCAACAGCGACCUGCCUGUGCUGAUCGACUUUCACGCACAGUGGUGUGGUCCUUGUAAGAUCCUUGGGCCGAGGCUGGAGAAGGCUGUUGCUAAGCAGAAAGGCCGCGUUGCCAUGGCAAAAGUUGACAUCGAUGAUCACACAGACCUGGCUAUUGAGUACGGGGUGUCUGCUGUUCCUACAGUCAUCGCCAUGAGGGGAGGAGACAUCAUCGACCGCUUCGUGGGCAUCAAAGAUGAUGAUCAGUUGGACUCAUUCGUCAGCAAAGUCAUUGGACAGUGAAGCCCCGCCCCCCCAAAGCUGUACGCCGCCAUCACGGUGCUGUUAUCUGAGCUCCUGGCGUGUCGGGCAGACGCUGCCUCAGUCCCACCUAGCCAACUCUCAAACACUCAUCUCUAGACUCUCGUCUUCAGCCGGGGAUCUGUCCAGCGAUGGGCGUUUCACCAUUUUCAUUCAUUUUGUUUUACAUUCUCUUAUUUUCUCUGGUAAAAAUGUGAUGGCUUUAUGAAUCUAUCCUUAUAUAAAC